AUGAUCCAAUACUUUUUCGGAAUCUUGCCGAUUUUUCUUGGUGAAGACGCUCCAAUGGCCGAUUCACCGGCGUUCAUCGACGACAGUGACACAGAGAAAUCACAACGAAUCAACAUUAAGCAUGUGGGGAAUGGCUCUUCGAAGACCGGGUACUCACAACAAUCAGCGAAAUCGAUUGUGCAAGAAAUAUCAGUGAAUUACACGGGACUCCGUGGCGCCUCACCGCCACCCGUUCAACAAAUGAGAAACGCACAAAUGGAAGUGACAAGACCGGUGAUUGUCGAGAAAGGAUCCGCUGUUCCAUAUCCAACUUCUCGUGUCCCAACAACAACCACUUCUGCACAAAAUGCAUUCACAAACACCUUCCCCGGCUAUUUGGCCCAAUACGAUCAAAAAGUCUAUCCAGCUGAAGCGGAGACAGUCGAUCGAAUCACAAGAUCGGGAAGACACGAGACUGAGUUCCCAGUGAGAAUUGCCUAUUCUGGAAGCUCUCCUCUUUCGCCAACAUCCACUUAUUCGGUGCCCAUUCAACGAUCGUCGGCUGAAGCCUCGAGAAAACUCGGCAGCAGUCUCGGCUCACUCAUCACCGAGACCACCGAGCAACAUUACGAGGCGUACUCAACCAGACAUCGUGAAAUGGCGAGCCCGGGCGGUGUGAACUCGUUGGCGGCACAAUUUGAACAGACAGCUCGACAACAACGAGACAAUGCUCAACAACAACAGAAAAAAAGUCCCGCUCAAGUUCAUGUCGUGAAACCGUCUCCAGCUUUAAAAUCCCCUUCGCCAACCACUCCUUACGAUACUCGAGUGCAUCGCGUUGAACGUCAGGUUUUCAACCCGCAAAAUGAGCGAUCUGUCUUGCAAACGACCCUUGUCGACAUUGAUCCACAAUACACGCGAUCAUCAACAGCCGCUUCUCAACACUCACCCGGACAACAAUACAUUCAUGAGACGAUUCAGGAGGAGUAUCACACGAUCAAGAGAUAUACACCGACUCCACAACCCGCUCAUCAAGGUGUCCGAGUGGUUCCCGUUGAAAAGGUGAGCCACCAUGUCCGUGACAACAGUCGUGACUCAACUCUCCGUGCCGAGGACACAGCUUCAUCAAGAGCUCCCUCAUCAGCUUCUGUCCAAUCGACGCGAGUUUUGAGUCCCGUGAGAACGGUUGUUGAACGCUACGAGUCACAUCAUAAAGAAGAAACGACUGAAAGGAGACAGCCAAUGAUUGAACAAAUCAAACAGGAGAUUGUCAUGCAGACGAGAACGUCAAACAUGUACAGCGAUGAGGAGAGUCGAACCAGGGAACAACAAUUUCGCGAAGAGGAACGCCGUCGUCUUCAAGAGGAGGAACGACGGAGAACUCACGGAAAACAACAGACAACAACGAUUAUUGAAGAAGAGACUUUUGAAGAGAUUCGGAUAAGGAGAAGGAAAAAACAAGAUGGACAACACAAACAGAAUCAAGAAAGAUUGCGUCGUGAAGCUGAAGAAAGAGAACGACUUCGGAUUGAGGAAGAAGAACGACUCCGAAGAGAGAUUGAAGAGAAUCAACGAAUCGCGCGAGAGAAUGAGCGCCACCGUCGCGAAGAAGAGAUCAGAAUUCAGGAGGAGUUGCACUAUCGAAGAGAGCUUGAGAUCAUCGAACAACAAAGAGGUGGAGAUUCAAGAAUCACAAAGAAUCGAGCGGGAAAGAAGAGAACGAGAGAAACGCGAACGAAUCGAAAUAGAACGACAGGAAAGAAUUCGGAU
Messenger RNA from Mesorhabditis belari, 1749 nucleotides. Lineage: Eukaryota; Metazoa; Nematoda; Chromadorea; Rhabditida; Rhabditidae. The record is from the annotation of a GenBank genome assembly.